AUGGAGCCGGGAAAGAUGGCGUCCCCCAAGACCACGCCGAAAGAUGCCCAAGUGAUGGCCCAAAUUCUGAAGGAUAUGGGGAUCACAGAGUACGAGCCAAGGGUCAUCAAUCAGAUGCUGGAGUUCGCCUUCCGCUACGUCACCACGAUUUUGGACGACGCCAAGAUUUACUCGAGCCACGCCAAGAAACCGACGGUGGAUGCGGACGACGUGCGGCUGGCCAUCCAAUGCAGGGCCGACCAGUCGUUCACUGCACCGCCGCCCAGAGACUUCCUCUUAGAUAUCGCGCGGCAGAAAAACCAAACGCCGCUGCCACUGAUCAAGCCGUACUCGGGGCCCCGGCUACCGCCGGACCGUUACUGCCUAACGGCCCCCAACUACCGGCUGAAGUCCCUGCCCAAAAAGGUGCCCGGCCAGGCCGGGAGGAUCACGGUGCCCCGGCUCAGCGUAGGCGCCGUUAGUAGCAGGCCAGGCACCCCGACCCUGGGCACGCCUUCGUCCGCCCCCGCAGUGGCCGUGGCCGCCGACGUCGGCACCCCGCUGUCGUUGGCCGGCCAGAGGUUCACGGUGCAGAUCCCGGCCUCGCAGAGCCCUGCGGUCAAGGCCUCGAUGCCCGCGGCGCCGGCCGUUCAGAACGUCCUGAUCAACCCCUCCCUGAUCGGGUCCAAGAACAUCCUCAUCACUACGAACAUGGUGUCGUCGUCGUCCUCGUCCUCAUCAUCAUCCUCGUCGUCCUCGUCGUCGUCGCAGAGCACCCCAGCCGAAUCCUCGAAUUCCUUGAAAAGGAAACACGAAGAGGACGAUGACUAUGACAAUUUGUAAAGGACAGGAGCCAGGCCCGGUGUUUGUCAAAGGCUAAACAUCUCCAGUUCAUUCAACUAUCCUUAUAUGACAUGGACUCAAGAUCCUUCACCAUCAUGCUCUUUGACAAUGUCCUGCUUAUCAGUGUCCUUCCUAAACUGUGGUGAAACCCAGCUUCCAGCAGAAUUCUUGAUAUUGCUCAUGCUUCCUGAAAGUGUUGUUUCCUUUGAAAAAAGUACCCACCUUUUUUUGCCUCCUUUUCUACCCCAUACAUUUUUCAUUUGAAAAAACAAAUAUCCCUCUUCUCAGAACUGGAUCGCUGUCUCUGGCUAUGGCCAAAGUCAUGAAUAUCAUCCAAAUGAACUUCUUCAAAUACUUCUUUUCCAAGGCACCACAUCAUGUUCUGGGUGGGUGCGGUUAAAUUAAUGUGAAAACUAAGCAAAAACCACAGCAGCCCAGUUUUUGAAAGGGAUGUUCUAUGAUGGUAUGGAAGUGACCCUUGGUUUUUUAAGGCAAUGAAUAAACAUGCAUUUUGGUAGGUAUUUCCUACUUGGGAAGGCUUUCAAGUAUGUCCUCAGAAAUAAACUUUACCUGCUGUCUGAGGACCAGCCCAGCUAAGUACAAAAGAGGAUCAUUAUAAAAAUAUAAAAUGACUCUCUGGUCUGUGCAGCAGACAUGGUGAUGAUGGGAAAGGGACACUUUUAAGAAUCAGUUCUUGGGGCAGCUAGAUGGCGCAGUGGAUAGAGCACCGGCCCUGGAGUCAGGGGUACCUGAGUUCAAAUCCGACCUCAGACACUUAAUACUUACUAGCUGUGUGACCCUGGGCAAGUCACUUAACCCCAACUGCCUCACUAAAAAAAAAAAAAAAAAGAAUCAGUUCUUAGACUUGUCUAGACAAUUUAACUGUUGUUUUAAGUCUGCAAGCUUUAUUUCCCAUUGAUAAUACUGGAGGAACUGAAAUAUCCAUGGGCACAUUGUUGUUACAAAUAAAAGCCAAAAGACAUGAAGUUGUUGGUUAAAUAGAAGGCUGGUUCCCAGCUUCCCGGAGUGGGGUUUGUUUCAUCAUGUACCCAAAGGCAACAAAGAAAGUCAUUUUGUGGGAUGUGACCUUAGAACUCUGUGUCUCUGUCAUCUCCAACAAGGGAGAGGGAAAGUGACUGUAGGUUCAGAACCUGAAUUUUAGGCAUAAUAAGGGAGAAGUGGAUUGUUCAAAGCAAAAGCUGUAUAAACUGCACCUAUCUUGUGAUGAAAUAAUUCACCUUUUGGGAAUGUGCCCAAAGGAGAUGACUAAAAAAAGUUAUUUAUAAAAAUCAUAGCACUUUUUACAAAAUUUGAAACAGCCCCAAUGGCCAACAAUAGGGGAUUGGCUCAGUAGUCUAUGAAUACUAACAUACCAGUAGUUUGCAUUUAGAUAGCACUUUAUAGGCACUUUCUUCACAGCCUAGUGACACAGGAAUUGGACUGUUAGCGCAUUUUGCAGAUGACCAAACAGGCUUAUGGACAUUGAGUGAAUUGCAUAUGGUCAUACUGCUAGUAAAUGUCAGAUUUGGGACUUCAAGAGCUUUUGGUUUUAGAUCCAGUGUUCAAUCUCCACUAUAUGAUGACUAUGAAAUAUGUAUAGUAUAUUGAAACAUGCAAAUGUAUAUGUGAAAUCACGUUAAGUUAAAAAAAAUACACAAUACAACUUCAAAAAUGAACAUAGAUUUACAAAGGUGGGAAGGAGAUACGGAGGGAUGAAGAUGGCAUGUUCAUUCUCUUCUGUAAUGUUGCUUAAGUUCCUAAUAAAAAAAAAUUACAAAAGCUUUAGUAAAAUA
This is a messenger RNA of Dromiciops gliroides (monito del monte), 2615 nucleotides long. RefSeq names its product transcription initiation factor TFIID subunit 9-like. The record is from RefSeq and is a predicted model, not a curated record. Gene Ontology annotation, molecular function: RNA polymerase II general transcription initiation factor activity; transcription coactivator activity; protein heterodimerization activity. Gene Ontology annotation, biological process: DNA-templated transcription initiation; RNA polymerase II preinitiation complex assembly. NCBI's taxonomy places the organism in Eukaryota, Metazoa, Chordata, Mammalia, Microbiotheria, Microbiotheriidae. Gene Ontology annotation, cellular component: transcription factor TFIID complex; SAGA complex. The transcript has 2 exons. The coding region runs from base 1 to 822 and encodes 273 amino acids.